AUGAGGAACCCAGAAAAUGGAAACAAAACGUCCAUCACAGAAUUCAACCUCCGGGGAUUUGGGAUGCUGCCUGAACUGCAGAUUUUUCUCUUCCUGCUGUUUCUAGUCAUCUACGUUGUAACAGUGGCCGGGAACCUCCUCAUCGUGGUGCUGGUGGUGGCUGAUCGGCACCUUCACACCCCCAUGUACUUCUUCCUGGGGAACUUGUCCUGCAUGGAGACCUGCUACAGCUCUACCCUCCUGCCUGAGAUGCUGGCUGUUCUCUUGACUGGAGACCAGAUCAUUUCCGUCAGUGGUUGCCUCAUACAGUUGUAUUUCUUUGGUUCUCUGGUGGGCACCGAAUGCUUUCUCUUAUUGGUGAUGUCUUAUGACCGGUAUGUUGCAAUAUGCAACCCACUGCGUUACACAGCCCAUAUGGGUGUAAAGGCCUGCUUACAGCUUGCAGGUAGCUCGUGGCUAUGGGGCUUCCUAGGUAAUGGCAUAACAACAUUGGCAGUAUCCCAGUUAACUUUCUGCGGCCCAAAUGGUAUCGACCAUUUCUUUUGUGACCCUGUCCCCUUGAUACGUCUCUCCUGCGAUGACCCUCAGAUGAUGGAAAUGCUGGCUUUCACCCUCACCUUGAUUUUCUUGCUGGUCCCCUUCCUGCUCACCCUGACGUCCUAUAUCUGCAUCAUCGCCACCAUCCUGAGGAUCCCUUCCACCAGCGGGCGGCAAAAGGCCUUUUCUACCUGCUCCUCCCACCUCACCGUGGUGACCAUUUACUAUGGAACUCUGCUCAUUUCCUAUAUGUUCCCAACAACUGACCUUCUGGGGGACUUCAACAAAGUGCUCUCUGUCGUCUACACGGUCCUGACUCCUCUGGUCAAUCCCCUCCUCUACAGCCUGAGAAACAAAGAGGUGAAGGAAGCCCUGAGGAAGGUUAGGAAGAAAUUCAUUUUUGGAUGA
Pelodiscus sinensis (Chinese soft-shelled turtle) is the source of this 945-nucleotide messenger RNA. Lineage: Eukaryota; Metazoa; Chordata; Testudines; Trionychidae. The record is from RefSeq and is a predicted model, not a curated record.